Microthlaspi erraticum is the source of this 318-nucleotide messenger RNA. The record is from the annotation of a GenBank genome assembly. Lineage: Eukaryota; Viridiplantae; Streptophyta; Magnoliopsida; Brassicales; Brassicaceae.
AUGAGAAGAGGGAUGUUCAUGGAGGAAGAAAUUAUCAGCAACCACCUCACAAGAGAAGAAUGGAGCCAAGGAGCAACUUUUGAAGAUUUGAUAACUUUCAUCAAGAGUUCUCAUAGAGAGCACACAGCCUUGAUUGAUGAGAGAUUGGAGUCAGCCUUCACGAGAUUGAAUGAGAAGUUGGAUUCAAUUUCUUCUUUCACAAGAGACUUGGAUCUUAGAGUUGCCAACAUAGCCAGCUCUAUUAAGAGAGAAGAAGGUGCUACCAGGAAAAGUGGAAAUCAAUCCAAGGAGAGCAGCUGUAGCAGCUAUCACUCUUAG